This is a messenger RNA of Myiozetetes cayanensis, 1605 nucleotides long. It is a transcript of the gene YPEL4, whose product is annotated as yippee like 4. Bases 277 to 1419 code for a protein of 380 amino acids. The transcript is spliced from 4 exons. The record is from RefSeq and is a predicted model, not a curated record. NCBI's taxonomy places the organism in Eukaryota, Metazoa, Chordata, Aves, Passeriformes, Tyrannidae.
GGUGACGUCACGGCGGCGGUGGCGGGCGGUGACGUCACGGCCGCGGGAUGAGUCACGGUGCCGCGAUGCGGCCCCCGGGCACGCAGGGCCCCCCCGCGCCCGCCCCGGGGACAGCGGCGACAGCGGCAGCGGGCACAGCGGCGGGCGGUGAGCGGCCCCGGCCCCCGCGAACGCACGGAACCCGGUACCCCCCCAUCGUGCCCUCCCGCGAGAUCCCCAAAGCCCCACCGAGCCCCUCAUCGUGCCCCCACAGCAUUCCUGAGAUUGCCCUCCCCCAUGGCAGUAUCCCCGUCCUCCUGUCUCGCCACCCCAAAUACGCCCCCACCCGGCACCCCGUCCCCUCCCGGAGAAGCCCGUCAUACCCCCCCGGGACCCACAAUCUACCGCUGGGACCCCCAUCAUCGCCCCUCGGGACCCCCAAUUCCCCCCUCGAGACCCUCAUCCUCCCUCCUCAGGACCCCCAAUCUCUCCCCUUCGGGACCCCCAUCGUUCCUCGACAGGACCCUGAAUUCUCCCCCUGCCGAUACCCUCAGUUCUCCCCGUCAGGUCCACCAUCAUUUCCCCUCGGGACCCCCAGUCUCUCCUCCUCGGGACACACAAUCUCCCCCCCGGGACCCCCAACCUUUUCCCCUCAAUGUACCCCCAGGACUCCCAGGUGUCUCAAGAAGGGACUCCAGACCCCGCUUGGGACACCCCCCCUCUCCCAUCCUACCCCGGUCCCUCGGCCCUCCCUCUCCCGCCCUCUCUCGGAGCCCCCCGGGUGCUGCCCCUCACUCCUGCCACGAGCCGCCCGGUCUCAGGCUGGGGAAUCGGGGUCCAGCAGUCCCGUGUUCCUCCCCGCCCCCAGUCCCCCGCCUCACCACCCCUUUCUCCCCCUUCCGCAGGCCGCCCCCCUUUCCCGCCUCCUUCUGCCGGGGCCCGGCGGAGCCCCCGAGCGCGGCCGGGCGGGACGGCGGCUCUGGGCGCGCUGCUGCGCUGCUUCCCCUGCGAGCGGCUGUGCAGGGGCUGCGCGGUGCCCCCGGGCGCUGCCCCCGGCCAUGCAGCCCCGCCCUGCCGCCGCCUGCCCCCGCGGCCCGCCUGCCCCCCCGCACCUUCCGCAGCUAUCUGCCGCGCUCCCACCGCACCUACAGCUGCGUGCACUGCCGGGCGCACCUGGCCCGCCACGAGGAGCUCAUCUCCAAGUCCUUCCAGGGCAGCCACGGCCGUGCCUACCUGUUCAACUCCGUGGUGAACGUGGGCUGUGGCCCGGCUGAGCAGCGCCUGCUGCUGACGGGGCUGCACUCGGUGGCCGACAUCUUCUGCCAGAGCUGCAAGACCACCCUGGGCUGGAAAUACGCUUUCGAGAGCAGCCAGAAGUACAAGGAGGGGAAGUUCAUCAUCGAGAUGUCGCACAUGGUGAAGGAGAACGGCUGGGACUGACGCGGGGGCAGGGCUGGGACUGGGGGGCACGUGGGGGCACGUUGGGGGGCUGGCGCUGGGUGAACCCUCCUUUGCACCUUCCCCGUGCCCCCCACGGUGCCCCUCCGGUCGCGGUGCCCGUCCCCAGCCGCGGGGGCUGUGGGGCUUUUCUAGGGCAAUAAAGGCUUUUUUUUUUUUUUUUAGGAA